GCAGCAGCAAAGAAGUUGUCUUGGCGGGCGAGCGAUCAAACAUACCACCUCGAAGAAGCAAUCUCUUGUGGUGUACCAUCCGGUGCGUUUUUAUACCAGAUCAGAUCGCCGUAGCCACCACCAAAUCGUGUUGGGACAGUUUUCGUAGCAUCGACCGAACAUGAGUUUCCUCUUUGGCAAGAGAAAAACCCCUUCAGAGCUUCUGCGAGAAAAUAAGCGGAUGCUCGACAAAUCUAUUAGAGAGAUAGAGAGGGAAAGGCAAGGUUUACAGACCCAAGAGAAGAAACUGAUUGCUGAGAUUAAGAAAAGUGCAAAGCAAGGGCAGAUGGGAGCUGUAAAGGUGAUGGCAAAAGACCUUAUCCGGACACGCCAUCAGAUUGAAAAGUUUUUUAAGCUCAAAUCACAGCUCCAGGGUAUAUCUCUUAGAAUUCAAACAUUGAAAUCAACACAAGCAAUGGGAGAGGCAAUGAAAGGUGUGACAAAGGCAAUGGGACAAAUGAACAGACAGAUGAACUUGCCAUCCCUGCAGAAAAUUAUGCUAGAGUUUGAAAGACAGAAUGAGAAGAUGGAGAUGGUGAGUGAGGUGAUGGGUGAUGCAAUCGAUGAUGCUUUGGAAGGGGAUGAAGAAGAGGAGGAAACAGAAGAAUUGGUGAGCCAGGUUCUUGACGAGAUUGGAAUUGACAUCAACCAAGAGCUCGUAAAUGCACCAUCAGCUGCUAUUGCGGCAGCAGCUGCAAAUGGUAAGAUUGCACAGGUGGAAGCAACUGGCAAUGGUGACAGUGGGAUAGAUAGUGACUUACAGGCAAGGUUAGACAAUUUGAGAAGGAUGUAGUAACUAUGCCUAAUUACUUGUGUCUCUGUGUUCCAACUUGGAACUGCGUUUGGAUUUUAACAUUUGGGAAACAUGUACCAGAGUUAGUUGAUACAGGAUUUCCAAAUACGUGGAAAUUGUAAUAAAUUCGCCAUUUAUUCUUAAA
This is a messenger RNA of Gossypium raimondii (Peruvian cotton), 977 nucleotides long. RefSeq names its product vacuolar protein sorting-associated protein 2 homolog 1. Gene Ontology annotation, cellular component: ESCRT III complex; multivesicular body. The transcript is spliced from 5 exons. Gene Ontology annotation, biological process: protein transport; endosome transport via multivesicular body sorting pathway; late endosome to vacuole transport. The coding region runs from base 161 to 832 and encodes 223 amino acids. Lineage: Eukaryota; Viridiplantae; Streptophyta; Magnoliopsida; Malvales; Malvaceae. The record is from RefSeq and is a predicted model, not a curated record.